Gordionus sp. m RMFG-2023 is the source of this 846-nucleotide messenger RNA. RefSeq names its product probable oligoribonuclease. Gene Ontology annotation, molecular function: nucleic acid binding; 3'-5'-RNA exonuclease activity. The record is from RefSeq and is a predicted model, not a curated record. NCBI's taxonomy places the organism in Eukaryota, Metazoa, Nematomorpha, Gordioida, Chordodea, Parachordodidae. The transcript is spliced from 6 exons. Bases 4 to 663 code for a protein of 219 amino acids.
CCUAUGUACCAUGUGCAUCUAACUAAAAAUGUUUUAUCAUACAAUAAUUUUCGCAAAUUUUGGAGUCUAGGACAUACAAUGUUAUCAGGCAGAAAAUUUAGUCGCAGAGAUAGCCGGAUUCUCUCUCCUGAUCACAUAGUCUGGCUUGAUCUUGAGAUGACUGGUUUAAAUCCAAAUAAAGAUAAAAUUCUAGAAAUCGCGUGUAUUAUUACAGAUUCCAAUCUUUAUGUAGUUGAAGAGGGACCAAAUUUAGUAAUUCACCAAGAAGAUGAAGUAUUGGAAAAUAUGGAUGAUUGGUGCAAAGCAGUUCAUGAAGAAUCUGGCUUGUUAAAGGCUGUAAAAGAAAGUGAAAUAACUGUGGAAAAGGCAUGCCAUUUAUACCUUUCAUUUUUGAGAUUUAGUAAUAUACCGCAAGGAGAGUGUCCUUUGGCAGGGAAUACUGUUUAUAUGGAUCGUUUAUUUCUUAGGAAGUAUAUGCCAAGUUUAGAUCAAUAUUUCCAUUAUCGUACAAUAGAUGUUAGUUCGGUGAAAGAAUUAGCCAAGAGAUGGUACCCUGGCGUUUUUGGCAAAAUGCCGAAGAAAAUGCUUCAUCACAGAGCAUUAGCUGACAUCAAAGAAAGCAUCGAAGAAUUAAAAUUUUACCGACAAAAUAUUUUUAAAUAAGUCAUCAACAAUCGCUAAAUUAUAUAUAUUUAUGUAUGUGUCCGACAAGAUAUUUCUACAUAGUGACUUUUUCUAAUAUGUUAUUUUUAGAAUCUUAUAAUUUAUAUUUGUCAGGGACAUAUUUUUUUUUAAAAAACAAAUAUUCUAUAUUAUUGUCAACUAGUGAAUUAUUUAGUAUUAAUA